This is a messenger RNA of Lindgomyces ingoldianus, 3624 nucleotides long. RefSeq lists its product as uncharacterized. The transcript is spliced from 12 exons. The record is from RefSeq and is a predicted model, not a curated record. Bases 1 to 3624 code for a protein of 1207 amino acids. NCBI's taxonomy places the organism in Eukaryota, Fungi, Ascomycota, Dothideomycetes, Pleosporales, Lindgomycetaceae.
AUGCACGAGGAUGCGGUCGUGAGAGGGCAGAGGGCGGAGCGGGCGUUGAAUAGGGAGUAUGUCUUGUCGAGGCACGGUCACACGGAUUCGGCGUCGCAGAGCGGAGGGUCCAUCUCCUUCCUCGAAAUGAGGACUACAAUCAACACUGGAAAACUUGUUUUCAAAUCUUUGUCUGGAAGCGGCGCCCACGACUCCCGCACGGGCUCGCCCGUCGCGAAGGGGGUUGGAGAGGUGGUGGAGCGGAAUGCGAGCGGAAACGGCGAAUGGGCUGAUGACGACGGUUGGCGAAAGCUUGUCCUUAAUCCCAGCGGCCUUCAAUCGGAACGCGACACCGGUGCGGUGAAGGAAAGGACGAAGUCAACUUUCCAAAAGACUCGCUUCGUGUCUAAGGGCCUACCGCAAGCUGAGGAGCGUCUCUCCGUAUUUCAGGGACAUCAAACGUUUAACGAAACAUUGAUCCACCUUAUUCGGGGCAGCAUCGUAAUCACGACGCCAUACGAGAUCCACUACGCCUCUCUUAUUUCCCCCCGUCAUACUCCUGUCUGCUCGGCACAAUUCUACUCCCUCGUUCUUCGUCAUCGUCGCUUUCACUCCAUCUUCUGGAUAAAACACCUCAUCACUCAUCAAAAGGCAGCCUUAGCGUGGCCUCGCUAUGCAUCUAGCCACCGGGCGGCCACCAAUCCCCUCCAUUGGGUGACCACGACUCCUGCAUGUGUUGGCUUCCGGGCCACACAGUUGGAUCCAUGCACGUCAGGCACCUCCAUACCCCUCACAUUAUUAAUUCCUCGACUCCAUCAAAGUCAAUGUUUCAAAGGCCUUCUUUCCCCGGACCUGAGGAGGUUGCUAGAUCUAAGGCUAAAACUACCCCCUGAGACCACCCCGCGAAACCAGGAUUCUGUAUAUGGAUUUUGCAUCUGUGUCAGUUGCAGAUACAUGCAAUACCAUUAUUGUAAAUGCAUCCCAUUUCAAUCGCAAUUCGUGUAUCCAUUGCCAAUCCUUGCGACAUGUGGGCAAGUCGCUUGUUACGCCUCUGCAGACUCCAGCCAAGACUCUGGCACGAAACAUCUUUUGAGAGAUCAGUGUUUGGCCCAGCCCACUCAAGACGCCCAAGAUUCUGGAGUUUCUGGAAUAAUGCCUCGAAACGAUUUCCCAGAGAAAGUGAUCCCAGAACACUUUUCUAGCUUCGUGUGCGAGGGAAUGUUUUCGCGAAAGGAAAAGGGAGUCUGGUUCCUUUUUGGCGGUGAAGUUGUCCGUUGUUCGAAUUUGUUGUCAUUGCGGAUGCCUGUUACAAGCCCCUCUCUAAUACCACACCAUUUCAGCGCACCCAGAAGACACAGAUAUUCUAGAUAUCAGCUCGCUAUUGACGGUCGGCUUUGUGUGACUGGCCCAGACGUUCCAUUCCCUUUCAGCAUUAUAGGAGUUUAUUUUCCUUUGGCUAGCUCCCCAGUUCCACCAAGUGGCCCAAACGGCAUUACCUCACCUUGCCUCAAAACGGGCACUCUGGAGGUAUCGGGUAACAAUGAUCACGUGCCCAUGAAAGACUCCAUGAACUGGUUCGCUCGCACCUUCCGAGUACAUAGUGGCAAGCUCCUCCGACCGAAAGCUAACGCAAGCAACACUGACUCUCGGCUCCGGUGGUACUCGACCUUAAGAAAGAUCUACCACACGAGAAGAAAGGUCGUCUCCUCCGUAGAAAACUCUAUUACUAGAGAAUUUUGUUCAGACAAAGCAACCAUGGACGCCCUUCCGGAGGAACUACUUGAUCAAAUCAUCUCAAGUUUCAAGUUAGAAGCACUGAUCGAAGGAGCUCAACAAGCUCCCCCUACCAUCUCAGAUCUCUCGAGCCUGUGGAGUCUCUCAAUCGUGUCGCGCAAAUUCCAUCGAAUUGCAACGCCUCACUUGUAUUGCGCCUUACCGGUAACACUACUCAACUCCAAAGGACGGGUUGAAAACAUCUGCUGGGAACCGAGAUCCAGCGAACGGCGUUUCUUGAAGUUCUUUGACUUCGAGAUCCCCACUACAGAAGGAAGCAAUGCUACCUCGCUGCUCCGAACGCUCAGGUCGAACACUAGCUUCACCAAGUAUGUGAAGGCCCUUCUCGUUCGAAGACUCGAUCGCGGAUGCCUACAACGGGGGGCUCUUGGGAUAAAUGGAUAUGACGAUGAUGGCAUAGGAGCAAUUCGCCGCUUGCUAGUAGACGAUGAAGCCCCAGAGCGCGUGAGAAACCUACUUCUAAGUUGGAUUCACUUCGGAAGCUUUGGAGGAGCGCUACCAUUAUCAGGUGGCCUAAAGCCUGACCCACAGUAUCAAGUGUUUCACGAUCUGCUGUCACUUCUUCCCGAAAUCGAGACGCUGGAUUUAUCCCAGUACAAGAGCGAUGCGCCUGGUAGGCCAUGGCUCGAUGUUUUGCCAUCUUCCAAGGAGUGUGGAUGCGGCACAAGCGCGCCUUUUCCACACAAUUACCCCCAUUUAAAGACUCUCGUUAUCGACAUGGUAGGCGCAAGGGCAGAUGUACUUUGGCCCCUUUUUGGACUCUCAACCUUGGAAUCUUUAGAGAUUAUCCAUGCGUCUAUCCACUUUCAGGCCAAUAUUCGAUAUGCGCUCCAAUGGGAGGCCCUCCCAAAUAAAUCCCCCCUAAAACAUCUUACUCUUAGGGACAUAUUCGUCAAAUGCCCGUACGGUGACCCACGACACGACAGCGAAACUGGCGCUAUGUCCCUUAUUUCUCAGGCAUGCAUUGGACUCGAAUCUCUGUCCAUCAUCCAUGACGAGGAGAACGAAAGCGAAUUAGACAAUAGCCGCCUUCGAGCCCACAUCAAGGCCUUUAGACCCCACCUCACCAAUGGUGGUCUUCGGCGGUUCGAUUUAUACAACCAGACCCACCAUAUCCUUAACACCCUAGCGAUUAGACACGACAAUUCUAUGUCAGCAUUCAGGAACACUCCAGGACUCGAGCAUCUCACUAUCGACCUCGAGGUGCUGAUUGAGGUCCUACACAACGACCCGCUUCCAUAUCCCAUCACGGCAAGCCAGUCUGUAACUCCUGGGAAAUUCACCGAACCAAAGCAUGCUCCUCAUAUCCUUUUCGUCGAUAUCUCUCUUCCUUUCACGCUCAAGUCUCUAACUAUCCGCUGCCAGUCUGAACUCCGGGCAUUUUGCAUGCGACACAAAGCGUUGCAUGCCGUCAUCGAAGAGUUCAGCCAGGAGGUGCGGUCCCAAUUUCCAGAUCUCAAGCGUCUGACUUUCCAUCGAUGCUGGUCCUACGACGCCAUCUCCGAGGACACGCAUCGAGCUUUUGCUGUGGCUGGUGUCGAGCCCAACUUUAGAAUACUGGAACACACCCUGGACCACACAAGGAGAAUAGAACUACUUAGCUCGGCGCUGAACCCAAGAGAUUGGAAAAGAAUGUAUCUCCCUCGGCUCCAAUUCACAGCACUUAUCAUUCAAUGGAUAUCAUCGACAGGGCACCUUAGGGAGGGCUUACAGGACAAGAGAGCGGAAUCCCUCGACCUUGUCAUAGCAAGCAACCCACCCAAUUCAAUAACAAUCACCAACCUCUCGCCCCGGCCUUUCUUAAAUCCGCAGACAGAGAAAAUCAUCAAAUAUACAUCAUUCAAACCAUAA